This is a messenger RNA of Dreissena polymorpha, 756 nucleotides long. RefSeq lists its product as uncharacterized. Lineage: Eukaryota; Metazoa; Mollusca; Bivalvia; Myida; Dreissenidae. The transcript has 5 exons. The record is from RefSeq and is a predicted model, not a curated record. Bases 1 to 756 code for a protein of 251 amino acids.
AUGAGUGUUUACUUCACGGCAGUGUGCAAGGACAACCGUGAUUGCGAUGACCUCCCCGGAAGUCAGUGCUACAACUCCUCCGUGCUGAGGGACUGCUGCCACACGUGCGAGGAUCACGAGGUUCAGCUGCCCAUAGCCGACUGCAAGUACGGAAACCACAUCGACACGUGCGAUGUACAGGACGGCAGGCAGUGCUACAACACCACAGUGCUCAAGCAGUGCUGUGCCACUUGCCAUGGCUAUGACACGCAGAUACCAGACUGCAAAUACGGAAACAAGAAGCCUUCUUGUCGGGUAGAGCUCUGUUCAAACUACACCCUUGUCGAUAGGGCGGACUGCUGCAAGACAUGCAAGGGGUUGUUCAUCAAUAACACACAGCAGGCGACCACGGGAAUGCCUAGGACAACGUUGGGGCCUACACUGGAAGGUCCAGGAGCUGUGACGGAAGGGCUGAAAAAUAAAGCGGACACAGAAUCACUUCCAGACUGGGUGGUCCCAACGAUUACAACAGGGGGCCUGGCCCUGUUGGUUCUCGCCGUCAUUCUUGCAGUGUUUAUUCUACGUCGAAGUCGGAAAAGAAGUGCAGCCAAGUCAUCCUCUCUCAGCAUGGCAACAGUUGAUAGCAACCUAAGCCAUCGCGCCCCCGCCCCCCUUCCCCGCCCCGACAGCACCAAAGCCGAAAGCGUCCGGGAGCAGACCCCUAGUGAGGAAUAUGACUACAUUGGCCAGGAAUAUAUCGAACAUGCGGGCAGGUAA